Messenger RNA from Baudoinia panamericana UAMH 10762, 732 nucleotides. RefSeq lists its product as uncharacterized. NCBI's taxonomy places the organism in Eukaryota, Fungi, Ascomycota, Dothideomycetes, Mycosphaerellales, Teratosphaeriaceae. Gene Ontology annotation, biological process: late endosome to vacuole transport via multivesicular body sorting pathway. The record is from RefSeq and is a predicted model, not a curated record. The transcript is spliced from 3 exons. Gene Ontology annotation, cellular component: Vps55/Vps68 complex; endosome. Bases 185 to 580 code for a protein of 131 amino acids.
AGCAGGCAGUCGAGCGACAGCUUCUACCGGGAUACGACAGCCUUAUACCCUCCCUUUCAAGCGCAAACGUACGAGUCAGUGACGAGCUUACAAAUUCCACCCAGUCGGCUUUUCAGCGACCAACACCGCCACCGGCUGCAUCCAUCCACCACUCAGCGAGCGCCCAGGCGCCCACCUCAUACUCAUGGCCAUGGCCGGUCUCCGCACCAUCAUCAUCCUAUCCUUCAUCCUCGCAAUAGGCUUCCUGCUAGUAAUCCUCUCCUCCGCCCUCUACAAGAACUUCCUUCCCCUCCUCGUCGUAGCCACUUAUGUUCUCGCGCCCAUCCCCAAUUGGAUCUGCGGCCGCUGGAGCACGAGCGAUGACUUCAUGGACAGUGGGAGUGGCGGGGGGGGCGUGGUGGAGUUGGGGAGGUUCUUUACGGGCUUCUUGGUUGUUAUGGGAGUUGCAUUACCGGUAGUACUGGCGCACUGCGAUCUGAUACGGAUAGAGGCAAUGGUGAUGAGCAUUAUCGGCGGGCUAUUGAUAUAUGGGACGAUCAUCAGUUUCGGCUUGUUCUUUCAUCAGGAAGAGGAGUUUUGAGAUGUUGCUAGCACUACUGCAAUCAGGGAUUCGGUGUAAUGAUGUGUACAGCAGUAUCAUAACCACAUCCAACCAAAUCGGAGACCAAUCACCACCGCUGUCGCUCUCUGCAGAAGAGCAUAACGGUGCUAUGCUAAGGUAUGCUGGUCAUC